Molecule: messenger RNA, 2399 nt
Organism: Onychostoma macrolepis
Lineage: Eukaryota; Metazoa; Chordata; Actinopteri; Cypriniformes; Cyprinidae
Gene: asb14b
Product: ankyrin repeat and SOCS box containing 14b
Exons: 9
Coding region: 561-2324 (587 amino acids)
Biological process (GO): intracellular signal transduction
Cellular component (GO): cytoplasm
Molecular function (GO): protein binding
Source: RefSeq, a predicted model, not a curated record
UUGAAUUAAGCAUAUGUAAACAGAUUAUUCCUCCUGGAAAAUCUCUGCAGAAAUAGAUUGCAUGGGAUGUUGUUGCAUGUUUACAAAACAUUCUUAAAGUAAUUAGACAGUCAUUUAAAGGAUGAAGUUACCAAAGCUUCUAAUUAUGAUGUUAGGCUCUUUUUACAUUCUUGAAUUUAACAUUUGAAUGCACCAACUACAGAGUUUUGAGUGUUGGUUACAUCCUUUUGUAAUUCAAGCCAGCUCAGUAGAAACUAGAGCAGAUAUUUUCAGCUUUGGCUAUUGGAAACCAAACCUUGUAUGCAUAUACCAUACAGUCUGUCGCAGAAAAAAAAGAAAUGUUUUCCUACAUUAGACUAGUCUGUUUGUUGUGAUCCUAUGCUAGGUUGGCAAAUCCUAAAAUGUGAAAUGUGAAGAAAGUGACUUUAGUUAUCAGUAUCUUUAUCCACAUUUAUAUCCUGUAGUUAAGCUUUCUUAAACUUUAGAUACUGAUAACUAAAAUCACAUUUGCCGGUCAAUCUUGUGGUUCUGAUUGCCAAAUUAGAGUUUAUUAGUGAAAUAUGGAGGAAGUGUAUGAGACUGCGGAGGAUGACUGGGAUGAUGAUGAAGAUGAGGCCACUCAGUACAUGAUUGAACAGAGUCUAUUGGAGUACGGUAAACAUGCUGAUUCAGCUACCAGCAGUGAUCCAUUAGACUGCAUCGACCACGAGGAAAUUUUCACUGCUAUACAAGCUGGUAAUGAGGACGCUCUGAAGGUCCUGGUGCAGCGUAAGGAGGCUUUGUCUAAUGCAGACAGCAAGGGCUGGAUUCCUUUGCAUGAGGCAGCGGUGCAACACAAGAGGAGCAUUCUAGAGAUCACUUAUGCAGCAUCUCCUCAGGGGUCAGGGCAAUGCCGUACUCUGAGAGGGGAGACUCCGCUGUUUCUCACCGUUGUCCACGGUCUUCGAGAGAAUGCCACAUUCCUGCUGCAGAACGGUUGUGACCCUGACUGUAAAAAUGAGGAUGAUGAUUCUGCAUUGGUUGCAGCCAUAAAGAAUGAUCAGUAUGACCUGGCUCUGCUGCUGCUACGCUACAAUGCCACAGUGGACCAAAAAGGAAGUCUUCAAAGAACCGCUCUGCAUGAAGCAUCCGUGCUUGGCUUGGAUAACUUUGUAUACCUACUCCUACAAUCUGGCGCUGACCCAAAUGUUAUUGACGUCUGUGAACAUACUCCUUUAGGACUUGCAGCUCAAGCUGGACAUUUUAACGUUGUAGAGAUUCUGCUUCAGAAAGGGGCCAGUGUGUGGUCCAAGCCUCAUUCUCUUGGUUCAGCCUCAGUUUUAUUCGACGCUGCGGCUUCUGGAAACCCUGAUAUCAUUUCACUGCUGCUGGAGUAUGGAGCCGAUCCCAACGUUCCCACCCACACCGGCCAUCUCCCCAUCCACCGUGCAGCCUACCGCGGACAUCUGUUAGUGCUGGAGCAGCUGAUACCUGUGACAAAGAAAGAGGUGAUCAAAGAGAGCGGCAUGAGCCCGUUACACUCCGCCGCUGCAGGCAGUCACUCUCAGUGUCUGGAUCUGCUCCUGAGCUCCGGGUUUGACACAAACUUCAUGCUACACCCCAGAGUACGCAGGAACUAUGAGGACGAACGCAGGUCAGCGCUGUUCUUCACUGUAUCAAAUAACGACGUCCAGUCAGCGAGGCUGCUUCUGGAGGCCGGGGCCAUGCCCAAUCAAGACCCUGUCAACUGCCUGCAGGUGGCCAUGCGACUGGGCAACUAUGAGCUAAUCAACACUCUGCUCCGCUACGGUGCCAAUGUGAACUACUACUCCCGUGUCAACACCACCCACUUCCCUUCUGCCCUUCAGUACGCACUUAAGGAUGAGGUGAUGCUGCGUAUGCUGCUCAAUAAUGGCUAUGAUGUGCAGCGCUGCUUUGACUGCCCGUAUGGACAGGCCUCACAUGUGCCCGUGGAUUACGAGGGCUGGAGCGCUUCUGUCAUCAAAGACAUUGUGUUCUGUGAGGUGAUCACUGUGUACUGGCUCAAGCACAUCUCAGCCCAAGUAGUGAGAAUCAUGUUAGAUUACGUUGAUCAUGUGACUCUCUGCUCCAAACUGAAGAGUGUUCUGGUUGAACAAAAACAGUGGCCAGAAAUAUGUCAGAUACAAGAAAAUGCUCGAAGCUUGAAGCAUCUUUGCCGACUGAAGAUCCGUGACUGUUUGGGUCGCUUGCGUCUGAGGGCUCCAGUUUUUAUCAGUUUCCUGCCUCUGCCUGCCAGUCUCAAAGACUAUAUUCGCUUCAAAGAGUAUGAUAUUUACAGCAGAGGAAGUAUGACAGGAGAGUAAAACCAGAUUGAUGAAGCUGCUACAACAAAACUUUAUAAAUGUACACUUUUUAUUAAAAAAGCCUUGUGAAAUAUU